GUUUUUUUUUUAUUGCUAGGCAUAUGGUUUCACCUCAAAAAGCACUCAUUUUAUAUAAUUAUUAUCAAAACGACAACCAACAAACCAUUCCAAAUGUUGAUAAUAUAGUUCGUUUAGGUUGUUCUGGUCGUAUCUAUUUGGAAAACAAUGUGGACUCUUCUAGGAGUCAAGAUAUUAUUCAAUUAUUAGGAUUAUCCGGAUGCUCUACUACUAUAGAGAUGGAACAAACCUUGAAUCAUAGAUUUGGGAAAAUGAAAUUGGGUAUCAUAUCUAACUCUUCACAACUCAUUGACAUGACAAGAUCAGCUGGACUUGCAUAUUCACAGUGGUUACCAACUACUACUACACUAGAUCAACUUGAAGCAUAUAUUCAUGAUGGACUCGAUACAGCCGGCGAGUAUGAUUUAGAUUUUUUACUGGUGGAUAUGACUGACCAAUCAUGGCAAUGGACAGAUGCGAUCAUGGGGAAAUGGCUAGAACAAUCUACUAUCUUGAAAUGCAUAGUGACAAGAUACCAUUGUGAACAAAUUGAAACUGGGAACGAACUUGUACCUCAAAGUCAUGAAUAUAAAAACGGUGUACGAAUCAAAGUGAAACAGGAUAUCAGAUACCUAUGUGCUUAUUUUCAUGAUGGUUCAACACGUGUUGAUACAGUCAACAAGUUUGAUAUGGAGCAAAUGGAUCGAUUGGGUUGUAACGGAUCAAUUUUGGCAUGGCAUUAUUUGGCGGAAAUUGGACACAAGCUUGGAUAUGUACCAAAGUAUGGUGCUUAGAUAUAGAUUUAGAAUAGAUACAUUUAUAUAUGUUUAGUUUAUUUUUAUAGAAUUUUCUUUUUUUUUUUUUGGAUCAUCCUAAUCUUUUUAAUAUAUCAAAUAAAGAACAAUGAUACAUUUCAUAGCAUGUUAUUGACAAUAGAAAGAAAGGAUGAUUUAUCUAUAUACAAUUCAAAUUUGUUACAUUCUUCAAUAAAGUCACUUAUUGAU
Messenger RNA from Halteromyces radiatus, 983 nucleotides. RefSeq lists its product as uncharacterized. The record is from RefSeq and is a predicted model, not a curated record. The transcript has 4 exons. Bases 24 to 773 code for a protein of 249 amino acids. Lineage: Eukaryota; Fungi; Mucoromycota; Mucoromycetes; Mucorales; Cunninghamellaceae.